Molecule: messenger RNA, 1462 nt
Organism: Lactuca virosa
Lineage: Eukaryota; Viridiplantae; Streptophyta; Magnoliopsida; Asterales; Asteraceae
Source: the annotation of a GenBank genome assembly
GGGGCAACAAGGGAUUUCGGGAGCCGCCCCGUUUGGUCCGUUGACAUCCCUACUCAUAGCCUGAGUUUAUACGCAAAGUAAAGCAAAGCAGAUUAGCAACAAACACAAAUGAUGAUUUAACUCCUGAAGCUUUCCAUCUUAAUUCCUAAUCCAGACAAAAGAAGGGAUCCAUCGUCAUCGCCGUUGCUGUCUCCGUUGAUCCUUUCAUCUCAGGUGAGGUUAAAUGGACAGCAAGAAGGUCAUCGUUUGCGACAAUGGCACUGGGUAUGUCAAAUGUGGUUUUGCUGGUGAGAAUUUUCCGACAUCGGUAUUUCCUUGUGUGGUGGGUAGGCCGAUGUUGAGAUACGAAGAAACUCUCCUGGAACAAGAGUUGAAGGAUAUUGUUGUUGGUGAAACCUGUUUGAACUUGAGACAUCAACUAGAUAUAUCUUAUCCUGUCAACAAUGGCAUUGUGCAAAAGUGGGAUGAUAUGGGUCAUGUUUGGGAUCAUGCCUUCUAUAAUGAGCUCAAGGUGGAUCCAUCAGAAUGUAACAUUUUGCUCACAGAUCCGCCUCUCAAUCCUUCAAAAAACAGGGAAAAGAUGGUGGAGACUAUGUUUGAGAAGUACAAUUUUGCUGGUGUCUUCAUCCAAAUACAAGCUGUUUUAACAUUGUAUGCUCAAGGUUUACUUACUGGACUAGUCAUCGACUCUGGUGAUGGUGUCACUCAUGUGGUUCCUGUUGUAGAUGGCUACUCAUUUCCUCAUCUUACUAAACGAAUGAAUGUUGCUGGACGCCAUAUAACAACAUAUCUUGUUGAUUUACUGCUUAGGAGAGGUUAUGCAAUGAAUAAGAGUGCUGAUUUUGAAACUGUUAGAGAUAUCAAAGAGAAGCUCUGCUAUGUUAGUUAUGAUUACAAAAGGGAAUAUCAACUGGGACUUGAGACCACCAUUCUUGUUAAGAAUUAUACUCUGCCAGAUGGAAGGGUUAUCAAAGUUGGUACUGAACGCUUUCAGGCCCCAGAAGCUCUUUUUACUCCGGAGCUCAUAGAUGUUGAAGGUGAUGGAAUUGCUGACAUGGUAUUCCACUGUAUUCAGGAAAUGGAUAUUGACAACCGUAUGAUGCUUUACCAGCAUAUAGUUUUGAGUGGAGGGAGCACAAUGUAUCCAGGAUUACCUAGUCGACUAGAGAAAGAAAUCUUGGAUCGUUAUCUUGAAGUUGUAUUGAAGGGCAAUAAAGUCGGAUUGAAGAAAUUGCGGCUGCGUAUUGAAGAUCCACCACGCAGGAAGCAUAUGGUGUACCUUGGGGGUGCAGUACUUGCUGGAAUCAUGAAGGAUGCACCUGAAUUUUGGAUUAGCAGGCAAGAUUAUCUGGAGGAGGGAAUUCAUUGCCUAAGCAAGUGUGGGUAGAGCCAUGAUUUUAAGCAACAAUGCUAGUGUUUUAUAAAUUUGUAUGUUAGCUAAAAACGUGAUUGCAAUUGGGAU